This is a messenger RNA of Sorex araneus (European shrew), 1332 nucleotides long. It is a transcript of the gene ENOSF1, whose product is annotated as enolase superfamily member 1. Gene Ontology annotation, molecular function: L-fuconate dehydratase activity; magnesium ion binding. Gene Ontology annotation, biological process: amino acid catabolic process; carbohydrate catabolic process. The coding region runs from base 1 to 1332 and encodes 443 amino acids. Lineage: Eukaryota; Metazoa; Chordata; Mammalia; Eulipotyphla; Soricidae. The record is from RefSeq and is a predicted model, not a curated record. The transcript is spliced from 16 exons.
AUGGUGGGUGGCAGGAUCUCGCGACUCUCGGUCCGCGACGUGCGCUUCCCUACGUCGCUCGGGGGACAUGGCUCUGAUGCCAUGCACACAGACCCCGACUACUCAGCUGCUUAUGUCACCCUAGAGACGGAUGCAGCAGAUGGGCUCAGAGGCUAUGGAUUUACCUUCACUCUGGGAAAAGGCACUGAAGUUGUUGUCUGUGCAGUGAACGCCCUCGCUCACCACGUGCUUAACAAGGACCUCAAGGACAUUGUCCGGGACUUCCGAGGCUUCUACCGGGAGCUCACCAGUGACGGGCAGCUCCGAUGGAUUGGUCCCGAGAAAGGUGUUGUGCAUCUGGCAACAGCGGCUGUUCUUAAUGCUGUGUGGGACCUUUGGGCCAAGCAGGAGGGGAAGCCUUUGUGGAAGUUACUUGUUGACAUGGACCCCCGGACACUGCUGUCCUGCAUUGAUUUUAGGUACAUCACCGAUGUCCUGACUGAGGAGGAGGCUUAUGAAAUACUGCGGGAAGGUGAAGCAGCUAAAAAAGAAAGAGAAAAGCAAAUGCUGGCCCAGGGCUACCCUGCCUACACCACCUCCUGCGCCUGGCUGGGGUACUCGGAUGACAUGCUGAAGCAGCUCUGCACCAAAGCCCUGAAGGACGGCUGGACCAGGUUUAAGGUGAAGGUUGGAGGUGAUAUCCAGGAUGACAUCCGUAGAUGCCGCCUCAUCAGAAACAUGAUUGGAUCUGACAAGACUUUGAUGCUGGAUGCCAACCAGCGCUGGGAUGUCCCUGAGGCCGUGGAGUGGAUGGCAAAACUGGCUGAGUUCAAGCCACUGUGGAUCGAGGAGCCAACCUCCCCUGACGACAUUCUGGGACAUGCUGCCAUUUCUAAGGCAUUGGCCCCACUUGGAAUUGGCGUUGCCACAGGAGAACAGUGUCACAACAGAGUGAUGUUUAAGCAGCUCCUACAGGCGAAAGCCCUGCAGUUUCUUCAGAUUGACAGUUGCAGGCUGGGAAGUGUCAAUGAGAACCUCUCAGUAUUGCUGAUGGCCAAAAAGUUUCAAAUUCCUGUUUGUCCUCAUGCUGGUGGAGUCGGCCUCUGUGAACUGGUACAGCACCUGAUCAUAUUUGAUUUCAUAUCAAUCUCUGCAAGUCUUGAAAAUAGGAUGUGUGAAUACGUUGACCACUUGCACGAACAUUUCAAGUACCCAGUACGAAUCCAGAAGGCUGCCUACAUGCCUCCCAAGGACCCUGGCUAUUCCACAGAAAUGAAGGAAGAAUCCAUAAAGCAACACCAAUAUCCAGAUGGUGACGUGUGGAAGAAACUCCUUGCUGCUCAAGGGAAUUAA